AUGGCUGCUAAGAUGCCAACCCCGCCUCCACAUGGUCCUAUCCCCGUCAACUACAUUAACGAUAUGCCGGAUGUGCCAGUCACUCCGGCAAGACGAGUUGCACGGUAUCAUAGUGACGAGUAUAUCCCUCGUGCUGAGACCGAUUAUGAGAAAAGGGAAAUAUCCCCAGUCAGCGCCAACGUAAGCGAUCCUCAUACCCACGAAACUAUUCGCAUCUACUCACCUGAGAUUGUUCAGCAGCAAAAUGCUGCACCAGUCAUGCCACAAGCGCCUCUUGCAUCCAUCCCACCACUUCGAGGCAUGAACACUCAACGCCGUGCAUCACCAGACUACGACACAGCUGCACCUUCACAGCAGAGGCGCGAUUCAGGAACUGGUAUGGGCACGUUCGGCUCUCCCUUCCAGACACCAGAGAAAAAGCCUACGAUUGUAAAUCGACAUACUCCUUCCAUGUACGCCACUUACCACGAUGCAUCCACCUUGCAUUCCCCCGAAGAUCAGCAACCCAUUCCACAAACUCUCACACCCGCACGUUACGAUCCUAAGGCCAACCUCGCACCAUCAGCUGCCGCCACACUUGCUUCCUCGCGCCUCAGUAAAGCUCGCCAAGGUCUUCCGUCACAACAGCAAAGCAAGCCUACUAUACCUGCACGGCCCGAAGCUAGACAACAAAUGAGACCAGAGACCCAGUACUCUGAAUUCAACUUCGACCAUGGUCUAGACCACGACGACGAACCAGAGUCUCCAAUAGGAAGUCCGCCAAGAGAAGCAUACAAGUCUCAAGCUGUCUCAAAUCCAUACACUCAGCCACGAGCCAAUCCAACAUCAACAUUCGACAGCAUGAUACCCGCAGCACCAAGCUCACAAUUCGACAAGAGCAAGCAAGACAAGCACGCAACGAACGCAACUACAUUCACGACCAUGCUGAAGAAUGUCGGGUUCCCGGAUCCUGGAGAUCAGCUAGGCAGGGGCGUGCCGAAAGUGCCCAAGUUGGAUAUGAGCAAGGUUAAUGGGAAGCAGGCUUGGAUGUGA
Lithohypha guttulata is the source of this 1032-nucleotide messenger RNA. RefSeq lists its product as uncharacterized. The record is from RefSeq and is a predicted model, not a curated record. The coding region runs from base 1 to 1032 and encodes 343 amino acids. The transcript has 2 exons. Lineage: Eukaryota; Fungi; Ascomycota; Eurotiomycetes; Chaetothyriales; Trichomeriaceae.